AUGGAUGCCGUUGAUCAGCAAGGAUGGAGCGAAGCCGUGGUAGAUAUUUUGGUUGAAUUUCUCGAGGCAGCCACGCACAGCUUGCUGCACUCACGGCGAGCGUACCCGCAAGAUAUCUUCGAACGACGCCGGAAGUAUGGCGUGCCAGUGUGGAUGAGCCGGCAUCCCGAGCUGAAUGCCUACAUAUCUGAGGUUUUGCUACGGGCGAAGUCGCUUAUGGAACAAGGAGUAGUUCGUAGAGUGCUUGUGUGCUUCUUCCUGGAAGAAGAACACGUGGACCAAGCCCCCGUAGAGAGAGUCGCGUUCGACGUUCGGGUUGAGGACGACGGUGAUGACUCCGUGGACUCAACAAGUCUGCAGGACGUAGAAGAUCAGCUUCGGUCUGCCCUCCUCCAGAUUCAAAAAUCGUCGGCUCACCUACCGACGCGGCAAGGCUGCACGUUUGCGUUGCACGUAGAAGCCCACGAGGGCAAGGAAGGCCAAGUCGGAAGGCACGAUGCAACUCAGGAUAGUGGCCAGUCUUCACCUGUAAGGGCAGCGCUGCGGGGGGGCAAGUGGGUACUCGCGGGCAGCGUUGCGCAAGGAGUGGUGGCGGAGCCAGGGCGACUGAAAAUAGUCCCCAUCAAGUCUGUGAGGGGCAGGGGCCUGAGCGUGAAUUUGUCGACGGAGAUGGGAGACUGCUCGGUGUAAAAAGUAUUGAACCUAGAUUG
This is a messenger RNA of Ectocarpus siliculosus, 710 nucleotides long. The record is from the annotation of a GenBank genome assembly. NCBI's taxonomy places the organism in Eukaryota, Phaeophyceae, Ectocarpales, Ectocarpaceae.